AUGGUGCUCCAGCUGGCCAUGUCUGGCAAAUUUGAUCAAUUGGGGUUACAAGUAGCGUACGAGGAGGCCGCCCAGGGGUUUUCCGAGGGCGGGGUCCCCAUUGGAGGGUGUCUAAUCGACAACGAAUCCGGUGAGGUGCUUGGUCGUGGCCACAACAUGCGGUUCCAACGGGGGAGUGCCACAUUGCACGGUGAGAUCAGCACUUUGGAGAACUGUGGGAGGCUACCUGGGGGUGUUUACAAGCGGUGUACGCUCUACACGACUCUUUCGCCCUGUGACAUGUGCACCGGUGCUAUUAUCAUGUACGGUAUCCCGCGAGUUGUCAUUGCGGAGAACAAGAACUUUGCGUCCCCCGGGGAGGCGUACUUGCGCACCCGUGGCCACGAAGUGGUUCUCCUAGAGGAUGCGAAGUGUAUUGGCCUGAUGUCCAAGUUCAUCAGCGAGCGUCCUCACGACUGGUUCGAGGACAUUGGCACAGAGCACAGCUAA
Huiozyma naganishii CBS 8797 is the source of this 489-nucleotide messenger RNA. It is a transcript of the gene FCY1, whose product is annotated as cytosine deaminase. Gene Ontology annotation, cellular component: nucleus; cytoplasm. The record is from RefSeq and is a predicted model, not a curated record. Bases 1 to 489 code for a protein of 162 amino acids. NCBI's taxonomy places the organism in Eukaryota, Fungi, Ascomycota, Saccharomycetes, Saccharomycetales, Saccharomycetaceae. Gene Ontology annotation, molecular function: zinc ion binding; diaminohydroxyphosphoribosylaminopyrimidine deaminase activity. The transcript has a single exon.